This is a messenger RNA of Ilex paraguariensis (yerba mate), 756 nucleotides long. NCBI's taxonomy places the organism in Eukaryota, Viridiplantae, Streptophyta, Magnoliopsida, Aquifoliales, Aquifoliaceae. The record is from the annotation of a GenBank genome assembly.
AUGGAGAAUGACCAUAUCGACGAAAUGGACAUUGAAGUCCUUUCUUCAAUGUGGCCUGAAGAUAUAAACGAAGCUGGAAAGCAAUUUAACAUAGAAAAACCAGGAGUUGAUCAAGAUAUGUUGGAGGAUAUUACUCUCAUGGAGGAGCCUACCAUAGUUGAUUUCAAGCGUCUCUUAGAGCUAACCAACUACAGUGAGAAGGGCUCCUCUCAGUUGGCUUAUCUUGUCAAAAACUGGGAAUAUAAGCAAGCCAAUGCUGUACGACUUCUUAGAGAAGAGCUGGACCACCUUAACAGACAACAGCAAGAAGUUGAGCUCAAGAAAUUGGAGAUAUUGGAGGAGCAUCGUUUUGAGGAAGAAGGAUACGGUGGCGAUAAGCGUCCAAUUUCUGUUAUGGACGAAAUUUAUGAUAUAUGGCAAGAUGUUCCUCGCAGGAGAAAUGAUGUUGUAGUUCAAGAUAAGAGACUGGAAAUAGAUGCCGAGUAUGACACUGUUGUAUACUGGAAGCAGCAUGCUAUGCGGUUAGAGAAACUAUUGGAGGCAAGCAUCCAGCGAGAGCAGGUACUGCUUGAGAAAUUGCAGGAAAGCAUAGAAAAUCUGGAAAGGCAGUCGUCACCAGUGGAGGAAUUGUCCCAGAUUUUGAAACGAGCAGAUAAUUUCUUACAUUUUGUUCUUCAAAAUGCACCAGUUGUUAUCGGCCAUCAGGUAAUUUUGGACAGAUGUGGUUUAUGUCUACAGCUUGCUACUUUGGCCUAA